Messenger RNA from Pelobates cultripes (western spadefoot toad), 256 nucleotides. The record is from the annotation of a GenBank genome assembly. Lineage: Eukaryota; Metazoa; Chordata; Amphibia; Anura; Pelobatidae.
CACCAAACGACUACUUACACAGACUGACAAGACUCCCUGCACCAUCCCGAAAGGGACAAUCCUGGACCACAACGGUCCCCAGGCUUGUGGCCUGCGGGCACCAGCUCUCACACAACUUCAGGGCAGAGAAGGAAUCCCGCCUCCAAGACACCACGGCUCUACCCAGCUGAGACGGAAUCCCAGUGUGAAUCCCAAGCCUGGAAAGAAAUUGACAACCGGUGGUCGCUGGGUCCACAGCAGCAAGGCUAUAAUUCUG